This is a messenger RNA of Tarenaya hassleriana, 1058 nucleotides long. Its product is annotated as myb family transcription factor PHL12-like. NCBI's taxonomy places the organism in Eukaryota, Viridiplantae, Streptophyta, Magnoliopsida, Brassicales, Cleomaceae. The transcript has 6 exons. Gene Ontology annotation, molecular function: DNA binding; DNA-binding transcription factor activity. The coding region runs from base 118 to 942 and encodes 274 amino acids. The record is from RefSeq and is a predicted model, not a curated record.
UAUUCAGCGAGAGAGGGUACGUGGUGGUGGUGUGUUUUUAAAUACAUAUAAGAUCGAUUCUUGGAGAAUAAUAAACAACGAUCGGGAAUUUGUUCUGUGAAUCGGAAAUAGAGAGGAAUGUUGGGGAUGGCGAAGAAGGGGAUGAUGAAUGAGAGCCGAGGGAUGUGUGUGCAAGGGGACUCGGGUCUCGUCCUCACCACUGACCCCAAACCACGUCUCCGUUGGACAGCUGAGCUCCACGAGCGCUUCGUUGACGCCGUCUCCCAGCUCGGCGGCCCCGACAAGGCAACUCCGAAGACGAUUAUGAGAGUGAUGGGUGUGAAAGGCCUCACGCUUUACCAUCUCAAGAGCCAUCUCCAGAAGUUCAGACUUGGGAAGCAGCCUCACAAGGACCAUAAUCACGAUCACUCUAUCAAAGAUACCAAUAGAGCUUCGACGUUGGACCUUCAACGAAAUUAUGUAUUCUCUCCUGGCAUAAUGGGCCAUAAUAUGAACGAGAUGCAAAUGGACGUCCAAAGAAGGAUUCAUGAGCAGAUAGAGGUGCAGAGACACCUUCAUCUGAGGAUGGAGGCACAGGGGAAGUAUAUGCAGUCGAUGUUAGAGAAAGCUUGUCAGACCCAAGCAACCCUCAAAGGCAACAACCAACCUGUUCUCAUGGACCAUAUCGUCGGCUUCCCAUCCUUCAACCAACGCCAAGAACAUGAUGCCCCUACAAGUUAUGGCAACAAGAGCUCAGUCCUGUGGUUCGAUGAUCGUUUCCGACUCCAAGAACCCUCCUCCUCCCAAACCAUCGACCCUUUAAAGGAUCUCCCGUUACAGUUUGGACCUCCAUCGGUUGAUAGAGAUCUCAAUUCAACGUUAGAUCUGUACGAGAUGAAACUCAAUUACUCUGAAGACGCUCCAAGUGUCAUCAGCACCAGUAGUGCCGCUUGCCUCGAAUAGGAUGUUUCCUUCUUUUGAUACCUAGCCGAACCUUUACAGUUACCAAGUUACAAGCUGUGAUCAAUGGAAACAUGACUAAUCUUGAUUAUAUAGAGCUGUUGGCCAUCUGAUAUGUA